AUGAGCUCAGAUCUGCGCAGCAGCAACACCACAUUGAGCGGUGGCGACAAUGCCGACAUUAAAAAGGAAAGCAUAUUGGAGCGUUUAAACAAGCGCAAUAAAGAACGGCAAAAUUACUUAGAUGUAAAAUUAGAGCAACGUAACAAAGAGAAUGUGCAAUUGGAAGGUGUCGAUUAUUUCGCUCAAACGUUUGCGGAGCAAGUACGCGCAAUAGAAGAACUGUUGCAAAGUGCAACGGCAGUAGCUGCAGAUGCAAAAAGACCGAAUACCAAGACUAACAGCGCCGAUUUGACACGUGUCUUCGCCGACAUUACACUACAAAUACAAGAGCUGCAACGCUACCUAACCACAUCCACUAUGUUUCUGACAGAUUUUAAAAUCAAAGCCUGUCAGAAAGUACUCAAUGAUUUAAGUAGCAGCUGCGAAGAGUCCCGCUUGCGUUUAAUACCAAAAAAGAAGUUUGGAUUCAGUGGUAAAAAAGUAGCACCGAAAGUAUUAGUUAAUCCAAGAGUUGUAAACCUUUCUUCCGAUAAGGUGGAUAUGCCAGAAAAGACAAAAGCUGAUAGCACUGCAUUCACUUGGACCUUGGCAAAUAGAGAAAAUGAAUACAUUUGCCUGGAAGAUGAUGCACUCAAUGGCAAAGAUAUAACUGUUUCCAACUUGAAGCAUUGUUUUGUGGAGUUACGCGGGUAUGCAGGAUCAGUACAGAUUUCCAAUGCCACCGACUGCACAUUCCUCUGUGGUCCCAUUGCACGUUCACUUUUUGCUGAAUACUGCGAACGCACAACGUUAGCUCUGGCUUGCCAACAGUUGCGAUUACAUUCGUCGAACACUUGUCGCAUAUACCUACACGUCACAUGUCGUGCUAUCAUUGAAGACUGCACACAAAUCGAAGUAGCCGACUAUAAUUAUGAUUAUGCUACAAUCGAUGCUGAUUUUAAAUUGGCUGGUUUGGAUCGAUCACAGAAUAACUAUACAGAUGUGGCGGACUUCAAUUGGUUGUCACCGGAUGUACCUUCACCGAACUGGACGCUAAUCCAACAUUCAACCACACCGAAUUGGAAUGAGCUGCGCAAACAAAAACAACAAACGACGUCUCCCUUAUAGUGUAAAUUAGAAAACCAGCAGCAAAAUAAGAGGGAUGUCCACAAUUGGCAGCUACCCUGCAUAUGGGUGACUUUGACUUCGCUUCUGCUACUAAUCCUAGUCGAGUUAUUUCCACUCAUCAAAGCAAUUGUACAAAAAAUGGUUUGUCUUUUGAAAAUGUUACCUGUAGCAGGGCCAGUUGUUGCUGAAUGCAUGGAGCCGUUGCUGCAGUAAUCCAUACAUAUAAUACUUAGUAUACAUAUACAGGGCACUAUUUUGUUCAUUCAAUAUAUAGUUUGCUUUAGAAUGGGGUUUUGUAAGAGCAUUUUUUGUAUGUAUGUCGUGAAACUUAUACGUAAAAUUGAUUUGUAAUGACUUACGCUGUUAACAUGAAGAUUAGUGAGUUCACAUUUUUGUAAAUCUGCAAAAUUGAAACUUGAAUGAAAAGGAACACUUUCAAUUUAUUCACUAAAUAAAUGAUUACUUAAAUACUAA
Molecule: messenger RNA, 1581 nt
Organism: Anastrepha obliqua
Lineage: Eukaryota; Metazoa; Arthropoda; Insecta; Diptera; Tephritidae
Gene: TBCC
Product: tubulin-specific chaperone C
Exons: 1
Coding region: 1-1107 (368 amino acids)
Biological process (GO): post-chaperonin tubulin folding pathway; tubulin complex assembly
Cellular component (GO): cytoplasm
Molecular function (GO): tubulin binding
Source: RefSeq, a predicted model, not a curated record